AAACAAGAAAGAAUAGAUUCACUUCAGUGAGGAGAGGGAGAGUAGCAAUAGAACGCAGCAAACUUAGCUCUCAAAGUUCCCUAUUAUCUUCAGCUGUGUGCUCAAGGGUUUUGUUUUGACCUGUUAGAGUUGAAGUUUAGUUAUGGGAGAGGAGGGGGAUAGUGUCACUGAAUUGGCUGAGGUAUCUGCUGACAACAAUGUGGCAGUGGAAGAUAAGAGUGAAGCCUUUAUAGAGAAGAAUGCUGAAAAGGAUGAGUUGAAGGAAGUAGAAGAAGAGAGCAAAGAGGCUGAUGAAAGGGAUAUUGAGAACAUGGAUAUAGACGAAGAAGAGGUAAAAGAAAGCAAAGGAGGAGAAGAGAAGAAAGAAACUAAGUUUGAAGUGAUGGAAGAAGAAACUGCUGAAAUACCAGAUAAUGACAAAGAGAUGGUUGAAGAUGUAGCCAAAGUACAGAAAGAGAAAAAAGAAAGCCCUGAAGAUCAUGCCAUUGAGAAAGGAUCAAAGGAGAGUGAUAAAUCUAAGAGUAGGGCUCAGAAGAAAGAUCGGAAGAGGAAAAGGAAAGUGGAGGACAAGAAGGAACUGAAGCCUAAAACACCUCUGGCUCCAACAAUUGUACGCCCUGUACGCCAACGCAAAUCUGUUGAAAGGCUGGUUGCAUCUAUUGAAGGAGAACUCACCAAGGAAAUCUAUAUUGAAAAGGGUCGUGGAACUGCACUGCAAGAUAUUCCGAAUGUGGCAUACAAAUUAUCCAAAAGGAAGACUGAUGACACUCUCAAAUUGCUACACAAUAUUCUCUUUGGACGACGAGGAAAGGCAGCUCAAUUCAAGAGUAAUAUUUCACAGUUUUCCGGCUUUGUGUGGCAUGAAAAUGAGGAAAAACAAAAGAUGAAAGUAAAAGAAAAGCUUGACAAGUGUGUCAAAGAGAAGCUGUUGGAAUUAUGUGAUGUACUAGAUAUACCUGUUGACGAGGAUACAUCAAGAAAGGAAGAUUUAGAAUCACAGUUGAUGGAUUUUUUAGAUGCUCCUCAUCCUACGACAUCUGAGUUGCUUGCUGAAAAUGAACAGUCAAGUAAAGGAAAGAAGAAAAAGAAUCCUUCAUCAACAAUUGGUAGUUUGGAAGGUUCAACUAAGAGUCACAAGAAGAAGAAAACGCAUGAACCAAAAGACGACCAGGAGAGAUCAGAUGACGAGAUGUCAAAACAAACUAAAAGUGAGGAGAAAGACGGUAAAUCUGAAGAAGGAUCCGAGAAGGACAAGAAGAAGCAUAAGCGAAGUUCAAAUAAAUCAUCAAAGAAGGAAUCUGCCGGAGAAGUUAAAACCAAGAAAACACCUUCAAAUUCAUCAAAAAGCUCAAAGAAAAAUGAUAACAAUGAUGCAAAUCCAAAAGUGCAUUCAAAGAAGAAAACUACUGAAGUAGUUAAGGGAAAUUCAUCUACACCAAAGAAGCCUAGUUCAAAAGACAACACUGGGAAAAAAGUUCCGAAUGGAAAGGGCCAUAAGAAAGCAGAUAAAUUGAAGCCAAGUGAUGAUGAACUCAGAAGUGCGAUUUGUGAAGUUCUAAAAGAAGUUGACUUUAACACGGCCACCUUUACCGACAUUGUGCAAAUACUUGCCAAGCGGUAUGAUACAGAUCUUACACCCAGAAAGAUAUCUGUGAAGAAUAUGAUCCAGGAUGAGCUCACUAGGCUAGUCGAUGAGGCUGAUGAAGAGGACGAGGAAGAAAAUGCUGAAGAUGAAAAACAGCCUUCUGUCCAAGGUGUAGAGGCUUGAAAGCAUAGAACAUACCAAGGAAAGGUAGCCUAUAUCGUCUCUCGGUUAAUGUCUGAAUACUGUUCCAUAAUGAUCUCGAACGGGUGUAGUUUAUUGAUAGUGUUUCACCUUGUUGUUCAACUCACUGGCUAGUAAGUCAUGGAACUAGAAAUGUCUGGUUUUUAAUGCUGGAUUUCAGCUUACUGUGUAAACAGCAUUUGUAGUCUUUUUUCUUCUUGGAA
This is a messenger RNA of Solanum tuberosum (potato), 1989 nucleotides long. Its product is annotated as RNA-binding protein 25-like. Gene Ontology annotation, cellular component: nucleus. Gene Ontology annotation, biological process: chromatin organization; regulation of double-strand break repair. Bases 143 to 1768 code for a protein of 541 amino acids. The record is from RefSeq and is a predicted model, not a curated record. Gene Ontology annotation, molecular function: DNA binding; histone binding. Lineage: Eukaryota; Viridiplantae; Streptophyta; Magnoliopsida; Solanales; Solanaceae. The transcript is spliced from 12 exons.